This is a messenger RNA of Cheilinus undulatus (humphead wrasse), 4654 nucleotides long. RefSeq lists its product as uncharacterized. The transcript is spliced from 4 exons. NCBI's taxonomy places the organism in Eukaryota, Metazoa, Chordata, Actinopteri, Labriformes, Labridae. Bases 488 to 3739 code for a protein of 1083 amino acids. Gene Ontology annotation, cellular component: cytoplasm. The record is from RefSeq and is a predicted model, not a curated record. Gene Ontology annotation, biological process: negative regulation of nodal signaling pathway.
ACCAAUCCGAGCGCAGCUCUGGUGCAGUGGCUCCUCCUCCUCGCUCUCUGCUCGCACAUGUAACGUUAGCAGCCUCUCCUCCGUCUGUUGCGCUAUUGUCUCAUUGGGGACGCAGCGUACAGAGCGUAGCACCAUGGCAACUCCACUGGACCGGGGAGCUUAUGAGUGAUAGAAAGAGGGACGGUGUCAACAGGAAAUGAAGCCUGGAUUCAGGAGAGACAUAGCUCGUUGAUUUGCCUCGGGUGUACCGGCGGAUUCCUUAAUUCCAGUCUUGUGCCAGUCAGCAGGGCAGCCUGAGGCUUAAGCUGCAUGGCACGUUAGUGAUGGUGAGGAUUAUAUUUCUCUCAUAAUUAAACGGCUUCAAUGAUGGCAUCUCUCGCCAGGACCCGUGUUACCUGAGUCUGGACCUCUGCCCAUUCAUCCCUCCAUUGCACUGAGCGCUGGUCACUGGUGCGCCCGGAUCCCCCUGCCAGGCACCCAGACGAGGAUGGCCGGCCGCCGCGGCUGCGUGAACUCGCUAUGGUCGGGCACCGAGCGCGUCCGCAUCGGAGAGCGCCUCAAAGCGACGCUGGCCGGGGUGCUGGAGCUGGAGGUGCUCAGGUGCAAACACCUGGAGAUGGUGGACCGCGCUCUGGAGAACCAAGCCCACAGUGGCGCCAACGCAGAAGAAGAGCCACGGAGGGAGGAGAAGGAGGAGGAGGGUUGCGGGACCCCGGAGAGCGCCGAGCAUGGUACUGCGACAUCCCGCAGGCAACAGGCUCCUUCUCCUUCUGAUAAUGAGGUUCUGCCCUGUCAGAGCAGCCCUGAGGACUGUAGCAGUAAUGCAGGGGAUGGAACCGUCCAUACCUCAUCUGGCAGGGGGAAUAACUCACGCUGGUCAAUGCUGUCCUGGGACGCUCCCUCUGACCUCCUCUCUCCCCCAACACCUGACCCUGGUGGUAUGAUCAAUCUGGACUGUGACUCACGACCUAGUUCAGGCUUCUACUCUGUGAGUGGCAGCUCUCUCUCCGACUCUUGCUACUCUGUGUCCAGUGAAGGUGCCCAAGGAGGUUUGGCACCACUGACCAGACCACUGAAGCUGUGGGAGCAGGUUCCUCCAUCUUCUGACAACACUGACAUCCUGUGGUCAGAAGGUGCAGUGCAACAGCAACCUGCACAACAGAGCAUCCCGGAAAAUCCACCAACAGAUCGUACACCAGUACCAGGCCAAAGUGACCUCGACAAAACUGGUCUAAGCUUCUUGUCUGACCUCUGCUCAGAACUCGGCGAUUCUCUGAUCUUUUCUCUUCUCCCACUUCUCGACCCCAACUCUCCUUCAAACACCACCACUCCCUCCAAUUUGAAACCCCAUUUGGACCCCCGCUAUUGUACAGAUCUGGUGUCCCGUCGGACCAAAGAAGUGUACCCUUAUCCCAGCCCACUGCAUGCAGUUGCCCUCCAGAGCCCACUCUUCACCUCCCAGAGCCAAGAGCAAUCACCGUCUCAAAGCCCUGAAGAACCCCAACCCGACGACCAACAAGAAUCCGACACUGGCUCUACUCUGCCUCUCCAGGCUCACAAGCCUCCCACUUCCCCUUCUUUUACACACCUGGAGCAAUACAUCUCUCGGCUGGCUCAACAGUACCACAAUCGAGUAACUUCAUCCUCCUCAGAUUUCUCUACUGCAGCAAACCCUGGCACUGCCACAAAGAGAAACCUUUGUACCUCUGGAAAAAGUCAAGGUUCUACCCAGUCUCUAUCUGCCUUUGAGAGCUGCAAUACACUCAGCAUCACUCCCUGCAAAUCACUACUAGGUAACUCUGCCAGAGUCAGCCUCAGCACUACAGGAAAAAAAGCCACUAGGAAUUCAAUCAACUUGGGUAACCUACCUUCAGCAACUGGAGAGGACUUGAAUAUAAAUCUGCACCUCAACCUGAACUUGAACCUGACUCCUGGACUGAAUUCUAGCCAGGGUCUUGUGGACAAUUCAAAAUCAGGCAGUUGUGGAGCUUUAAGAGGCGACUGUGCUGCUGCCUCCACGACUUCUGCUACAUCAACAUCUACAGCUACACCCAUCCCAGCACUUAGACCUCGCCCUCGCAUUUCAACAUGUCCAAGCAGCUUGAGCCAUCGCAGUUCAUUAGAGGUCCCAUCAGGGCCUGGACCCAAUCCAGCUUUUGGGUCAUCUUCCUUCUGUCGCUCAUUAGACUGGAGCAGUGGUGCUCCCUCUGAGACUGGACCAUCAGUGUUUGGUGCAAACUCUGGAUCUGCUCCUGGGUCACAGCGCAGCAGCAUGAUCCAUGAGUACAGUUCCAGUCCCAAGGUUAGCGAAGACUCCCCCAUGGUGGGGGAAAUCUCCCGUCUCUCUGGACUGUCCAGGGCCGUUGUGGUCGGCCUGAUGGAACAAGGUGUCGAGCUAGAUAUUGACUGCUUCCAAACAGAUGCUACAGGUGAGGUAAAGGGUCACAGUAAAACUCACCUGACAACCCAAACAGAUCAGUCACAUGACCAUGCUAGACUGACCGAUCUGAACACCCAGAGACCAAUACAGCUGUCUCUUAGUGUCACCCAUUCUCCACAGUCUCAGUCCAGCCUCACUCCUCCUUUGUCGCACUCCAGCAGCCCCAUACACCCUUAUCAGUCCAUCCACAUUCCCUCACCCCACUACUCUUCACAUUACCAUUACCAGCAGAUCCCUUCCACAUCGGACAUUCCCUCUUCCACAGCCUCCUCCCCUGCCUCUCGCCUUACCCCACGGGGCCACUCCCCUCCCAGGCCCCUUCAGCCAUCCCCUAUGGGUGCUACCCCGCUAUCUGUUUUCCGUCGUGAUGCACCCUUCCAGUGCUCUCUGCCUCGCACCCACACCAGAAGCUCCCCCUCAGAGCAUAGUGGUUUCCAACAUAGAGGUGGAUCACUUCGACAGAGUGGGGGAGGAACUACAGGUAGUGGUGGGUGGAAGAGGGUGGAAGGGGAAGGGCUUUAUAGAGGAAAGCAUGCCUCUCACAAGUUGGUCAGGGCAGCUACCGUAAGCAGCUAUGCCCGAAAAGAGGACUAUUGCUCUGAUUGGGGAGAGGAACAGGAGGCAGAGCUAUCAGCAGCCCAGACAUCAAAGAAGACCUCAAUCAAACUCUUAAAGGGCUUUGAGGGACGUUUGUGGGGGAGAGAGUCUGAAAACGAAAAAGAGGAGAUAGACAGAGCUGAGUAUGGCUAUGGGUGGAGAAGGAAUAGUGUUGGAAGCUGGAGGAGGGAGCAUAGAAAAUUGAAGGCUUCAUCAAGUAGUGACAAGAGGCCAAAAGUUGAUAACUCCCCCAUUUUCCAUAAUAAGAAAGGGAAGGAAGAUGGGGAGAGGCGCAGCUCCAGUCUCAGGCUUUCCAGGAGGGCUUUGUUUAGGAGUGAGUCUCAAGGCUUGUUGAUGCCCCGUAACCACAGCGAGGAGCCCACAAAGCGGGCACACUGGGUCUCCUCAUUAGAUGUCGGACAAGGUGGCAUGUACAUCAGCAAAGGCGAAGGGGUCAGACUGCUGAGAGCAAAGGGCGAAGACAAACACCUGUCCUCCACGGCCAGUCUCUUUAACCUCUCUCGUUCUCAGAGCCUUGAGGGCAGUUGCCAUUCCAUCUCCCCUCUCUCCUCCCCUUCCUUUUCUCCAUCUCCUCCUCCACAGCUGCCCCUCCAACGCUCUAGAUCCCUAAGGGACUUGGGAAGGAGAGUGUUUGGCUCAAUGAGGUCCCUGAGUCUCAAACGGAAGCCAUCCAAGAAGUGACUCUUGUACAAUAAAUAAACUCUGCAGUAAAUGCAUUUCAGAUGUGUUACAUUCAGAUAAUCGGUAAUGAAUAGUAUUAUAUUUCAAGUAAAAUGAACCAUCCUCAUUUUAAGAUUUCAAGUUUGUGAGAUAAAUGACUGAUACAAUUCAAGUACAGUUGUGAAAAUUACAGCCAUAAGUAUCUGUCAGUACUUUUGACAACCAUCAACUAAGCCUUAUCAUUUAAUAUUGUUCUGGGCUCAAGCAAGUAUUUUGUAUAUUUCAGAAACAUGCACAUUUUUCAGCCUCUAAUCUGGAUCUGCAGCAUCACCUGUGUGCUUUCUAGCCAAACAAGUGCAUUACCUCCUAAAUUCUCCACACUGGCAAUACAUUAUAAACAUACAGUAACAUCAGUGGCACUGUAGGAUGCAGCAUUUCCCAUUAAGAAUAUCGAUAAACACCAUAAUAGUUUCAUAUUUUAUAAACCUUAUUAAAGAUUGUAUUCUUGAGAGUAUCAGUGGGGAUUUUACAGUCUGAAUGUUGCUUCAAAGGAUUUGACAUCUCCAUGGGAACAUUUUCCUGUUUCUCUAUUUUUUGGCUAAAAACUAGUCUGAUUUGAGGAUAUUGAACACAGACAAAUAAUACUUGCUGUGAACAGUGAGCAGUUCUAUUGCAUUUUAGUUGAAUGAUGCUGUAAACAUGAGUAUGAAUGUGUUUGUGUGAAUCCCUCUCCUGCAUGCUGCUCUGUAGCUUGUUCAGUAAUAUAGCUAUUGUAAGAGUGUGUUUUCCUGUUUGUUUAAUGGCAAUUUUGCCUCUGAAGUACAAUCAUAUUGGCAAGAUAAUGACCAAAACAAAGCAAGUACUCUUUAACUUGAUAUAGUGCUCAGGAUUUUCAAAGUGAAUACUGAAUGAUUAAAAUACUGUUGAUAUACUCAA